Messenger RNA from Lycium ferocissimum, 1648 nucleotides. Its product is annotated as UDP-glycosyltransferase 91A1-like. Gene Ontology annotation, molecular function: UDP-glycosyltransferase activity. The transcript has 2 exons. The coding region runs from base 84 to 1547 and encodes 487 amino acids. NCBI's taxonomy places the organism in Eukaryota, Viridiplantae, Streptophyta, Magnoliopsida, Solanales, Solanaceae. The record is from RefSeq and is a predicted model, not a curated record.
CAUUAUAUAAAGGAGGAUAAACCAAAAGUCCAAAAUCCAAUAUCACACGUAAAAUAAUCAAGUGACUCUUCAAACUCUUUCUCAUGGCUAUUCAUCCCGAACACAAAAAACUCCACAUAGCUAUGCUUCCAUGGCUAGCUUUUGGUCACAUGCUUCCAUAUUUAGAACUUGCGAAGCACAUAGCUAAAAAAGGUCACAAAAUCUCCUUCAUUUCCACUCCAAGAAACAUUAGCCGCCUCCCGAAAUUACCCUCAAAAUAUUCCCCUUAUAUACAUUUCGUCAAAAUCCCACUUCCACUGGUAGAAAAUCUACCUGAAACCGCUGAAGCCACAAUAGAUUUGCCACGUGAAAAAAUCCAGUAUCUUAAAAUAGCAUAUGAUGGUAUGCGCGACUCUGUAUCUCAAUUUCUGCAAACCGCUAAACCAGACUGGAUUUUCUUCGAUUUCGCGGCUUAUUGGGCCGGCCCAAUAGCUAAGGAAAAUAAUGUUCCGAGUGUUUUUUUCACUAUUGUGAUUGCCGCAGUAUUGGGCUUUUGCGGGCCAGCACCUGCCUUAAUGGCGGGCUAUGGCUCCUUAGAUGAACUCCAAGUUCUUACAACUUCGCCAAAAUGGGUGAAAUUUCCUUCAACCGUUGCUUAUCGAUUGUACGAGGUUUUAAGAAUGCAGGAUAGUUUCAUAGGUAAUGUGUCUGAAGCAUCAGAUAUUUACCGGUUUGGUGCUGGUAUUCAGAGUUGUGAUUUGUUGGCUCUUAGAAGUUGCUCAGAAUUUGAACCGCAAUGGUUACAUGUACUAGAAGAGCUUCACCAGAAACCGGUCUUUCCUGUCGGUCAACUUUCACCAUUGACCGUUGACAAUGGCGACGAUGAAAAAAAUGUAGCAUGGACAGGACUAGAGAGUACUAUAAAACAAUGGCUUGACUCGCAAGAGAAAAGAUCAGUGGUUUACGUCGCGUUUGGCAGCGAGGUGAAACCGAGUCAAGACGAACUCACUGAGAUAGCUCACGGUUUAGAACUUUCAAGAUUACCAUUCUUUUGGGUACUAAGGAAGCAACUCGGUGAAUUUGACACCGAGAUGAUCGAGUUACCAGAAGGGUUUGAGGAAAGAACAAAGGGUCGUGGAGUAGUGUGCACUGGAUGGGCGCCACAGUUGAAGAUACUAAGUCAUGAGUCAGUGGGUGGAUUCUUGACUCAUUCUGGUUGGAGUUCAGUAGUUGAAGCCAUUUCUUAUGAAAAGGCAUUAAUUUUAUUGCCAUUUUUGAAUGAUCAAGGUUUGAAUGCAAGGUUAUUAGAGGAGAAAAAGAUGGCGUAUUCAAUUCCAAGGGAUGAAAGAGAAGGGACGUUUACGAGGGACUCGGUAGCUGACUCACUGAGUUUGGUGAUAUUAGGGGAAAGAGGGAAAGUGUAUAGAGAAAAUGCUAAAAGUAUGAGAGAAUUAUUUGCUGAUAAGGAAAGACAAGAAAUGUAUGUUGAGAAUUUGAUGGAAUAUUUGCAGGAGCAUAGAGAAAUCAAGAAAGAAAAUGGAGACACAACACAAAUAAAAGAGAGCUAACUAUGUGAUGAUAAAAUUCUGCAAAUUCAACCAGCUCAAUAGAGAUGGUAUACUAUAAUAUGUUUCAAUAUCCUUCAAUACUCGGCUCAGGCGGAAAAUUA